Messenger RNA from Puntigrus tetrazona (Sumatra barb), 1914 nucleotides. It is a transcript of the gene lrrc3b, whose product is annotated as leucine rich repeat containing 3B. The transcript has 2 exons. Gene Ontology annotation, molecular function: protein binding. Lineage: Eukaryota; Metazoa; Chordata; Actinopteri; Cypriniformes; Cyprinidae. The coding region runs from base 779 to 1564 and encodes 261 amino acids. The record is from RefSeq and is a predicted model, not a curated record.
GAAUCCGCUAUCUUUGCAAGGACGAUUCAUUUUAGCGAAUCGGUUCGUUCAGAUGACUCGUUUCAGUGAACUGGCAUUCUCGGAUUGUUUUGAUCACAAAAAGAGUUCCUAGAGGUCUGUUUUGCGUUUCACUGCUGUUGUAAAAAUUUACCCCGUAACAAAGCGGGGAGUUAGAUGUGUCAAAUGCUUUGUCGUUGUUAUUAUCGUGCUAAUUUCAGUGCCUAAAACAUUAACAGCAAAUGUCCCUCUUGCAAAAUCGAUCUUGAACUCGUGCAAACAGGUGUUUCAUUAGCCACCGCGAUCCAAAUCAUGGAUAACAGUGAUUGUGUGGAUUAUUUUAGAAGCACGGGCGCAGUUAUUUUAUCUAUAAUGCCAUUACGACUUGCUCUUGAUAUCGUAAACCAUCACGCGCCUCCCAAAGACCGUGAAGCACAAACGCUGCGAAUCGGUUCGAGUGAGUCGAUUCAAAAGAACCGCUCGCUCGCGAUUCAGACGCCACUACAACGGCGCGAUCGAACCCCUCCCAGUUACUCCCGUGGCUUUUGCCACGAACAUCAGGCAACAAUCUCCAAAUAUGUGAGAGCUCACGUGAAAUAACGAGCGAGAGCGUCACGUCGUAUGUCUGAGUGAUUCCCCGAGGAUGUGAGAGUCACGGAUGCGGCGAUCGGUGAGCGUUUCUGUCGCAGGCUCAAACAGACGAUGAGAGCUGACGAGGCCCGCGGCUCUCUGGGGCUCCCGUGAACGGCCCGGGCGUCGAGUAUGUUGACUGCCUGUCAGCAUGACGCCGUUGGACCUGUGGCUUUCCCGCUCCAUCCCCAUGUGUCUGCUGCUGCAGAGCCUGGUGCUCAUGGUCCUGUGCUUUCCGUCCGCCAGCACCUGUCCCAAGGGUUGCACCUGCCAGCGCUCAGAAAGCCCUCCGCACGGCCUCAACGUCACCUGUAGUCUGUCACGCUUGAAAGAGAUCCCGCCCGACGUCCCGCCGGACACCCAGCUGCUGCAGCUGGACCGCAACCACAUAUCCCUGGUGCCCGAUCGCAUAUUUCACGGCUUGAGGAUGCUUCGGAGGCUCAACCUCUCCCACAACGCCGUGGAAACGCUCGGCGAGGGGGCGUUCGUCGGGCUGGAGGGCUCCCUGGAAGUGCUGGACCUUUCCCACAAUCGCAUCACCAGCGUGCACAAGGACGCGUUCGCGCGGCUGAAGGCGCGCGUGAUGGUGGACAACAACCCUUGGCAUUGCGACUGCGCCCUGCAGCAGGCGCUGGGCGGCAUGGCCCACAACCACGAGGCCGCCACGCGCGUGCUGUGCCGCAGUUCGGAGCUGAGGGACCAGGAGGGCCAGCCGUUCCUGGCCGUGGACGCGGACUUGUGCAACCUGGCCAAGCGGACCACCGACUACGCCAUGUUGGUGACCAUGUUCGGCUGGUUCGCGAUGGUUAUCUCUUACGUUGUGUACUAUGUACGGCAGAACCAGGAGGACGCGAGACGACACCUAGAGUACCUGAAAUCGCUUCCCAGCAAGCCCAAGAAACCGGACGAGCCGGAGGACAUCAGCACGGUCGUGUGACGCCACGGAGAUCGCACGAUCCCAGAGACUAAAGGCCCGUUCACGUCAAGGACGAUAACUGUAACUAUAACCAUAACCACAGCUACAGCGAUAAACGUAUCGCGAUUAAUCGCAUCUGAAAUACAUUUUUUGUUCGUAUGAGUAUACACACACCUAUUAUAUAAGUUAAGGAAAACGUGUUAUGUUUAUAUCAGUGCUUUCGAAUGAUUCAUCCAAAAUGAUUUUUUUUGGUUUACGUGAUACAUGCAUGUACACUGUGUAUGUUACAAACACAUGCAUGUAUAGUUUUAAGAAUUUUUUUUGUUUAUAUAUUAAAUAUAUAAUGAAAAUAUAUAAAUGUAUACAUGUAA